GCCGCGUACAUCUCUAACCUAGCCAUGGACCUGGCCUCUCUCGUCGUCCUUCCAUCCAUUCGUCUCGUGAUACCGUGCCUUGAUUCCGUUUAGGUUCCAGACUUGCAUUUCAACUGGAGAGGAGAUGACGACGGACGGUGCCGACUACCGGAGGCUCUUGCAUGGGCGUCAGAACUCCCAUCAGGCUCCUAUAGAUGGAGCAGAUGGGUUCGAGGAUGACAAUCUUGCUGCACCGCAAUCACCGCCCCACAAUGUUGGAGCACGUCCCCAAAGGGAUCUAGGCUCCGCAGAUUGGGGCGUUUUCGGUAGCAUGAAGAUUGUGCUGUUCAAAUCCAAGCUCAAUUUGCUUAUACCAUGUGGAUUCUUGGCAAUACUGAUUGAUUAUACCAGCCAAAAUCAGGGCUGGGUGUUUCCUCUGAGCCUGUUGGGUAUCAUUCCUUUGGCAGAGCGAUUGGGUUUCGCUACCGAGCAAUUAGGACUCUUCACUGGCCGAACAGCUGGAGGCCUUCUGAAUGCUACAUUUGGUAAUGCAACCGAGCUGGUCAUAUCGAUUCAUGCGCUACGGAGUGGAAAGCUACGGGUGGUUCAGCAAUCUCUGCUCGGAUCAAUCCUGUCGAACACGCUCCUGGUUCUCGGUUGCGCAUUCUUCGGUGGGGGACUUGCCUGUGGCAAAACCGAGCAAGCUUUCAGAAAGGAAGAUGCAGUGCUGAACUCUGGGCUGCUCUUGAUGGCGGUGAUGGGGUUGGUGUCUCCUGCUAUGCUUUACUAUACUCACACUGAAGUUAACUUAGGCCAGUCAGCGCUGGCAUUAUCAAGGUUCAGCAGCUGCAUAAUGCUUGUUGCUUAUGCUGCUUUCAUUUACUUCGAGUUGUCGAACAGUCGCCGUCGAGAUGAAGCUAGUGGAGAUCAAGGGGAUGACGACUACGAAUAUGCAUAUCCUGAAAUUUCCAAAUGGGAAGCCAUCGCAUGGCUUGGAAUUUUCACUGCUUGGAUCUCAGUUUUCUCAGACUUUUUAGUUGAUGCUAUCGAGGGGGCAUCCAAGGCUUGGAAAAUACCGAUUGCAUUCAUCAGUACUGUUUUGCUUCCAAUUGUGGGGAAUGCUGCAGAACAUGCUAGUGCUGUUAUGUUUGCAGUGAAAGACAAAUUAGAUAUUUCCCUUGGAGUGGCUAUUGGGUCUUCAACGCAGAUAUCCAUGUUUGUGAUACCAUUUAGUGUAGUGACAGGAUGGAUGAUGGGCCAGCCAAUGGACCUGAAUUUCCAUCUAUUUGAAACUGCAAGCCUCUUGAUAACCGUACUGGUCGUAGCAUUUUUGUUGCAGGAUGGAACUUCGAACUGUUUCAAAGGGUUGAUGCUGAUUCUCUGCUAUCUGAUAGUAGCUGCCAGUUUUUAUGUAUACGCUGACCCAAAUAUUGACGGUAAGGUUUCUCACCUCUCUAAAUUGUUCUCUGUGCGACAAAGGAGGUCCUGAUUGCUUUUCUUUUUCAUAUUUCUCUAAUUAAAAGGCAUCUCUGAAGUGAGCAAGAUCAACAACGCAAUGAUUUUGCAUAAUGUAUAUUUGGAAUUUUGUGUUGCAGGUGUUUAGCCUCCAAAACUAGUACUCUGAUGAUUGAGUGGAUUGUUCACAAGUUUUUUACUGUGGGACUACGUGACAGUCAGAACAGGAGCUAUUUUUUGUAUCUUUGACCGACUUCUCAGUGUUCCUCACAUUCAAAGGUCUUU
Panicum hallii is the source of this 1719-nucleotide messenger RNA. RefSeq names its product putative vacuolar cation/proton exchanger 4. Gene Ontology annotation, biological process: calcium ion transmembrane transport; intracellular calcium ion homeostasis. The transcript is spliced from 12 exons. Lineage: Eukaryota; Viridiplantae; Streptophyta; Magnoliopsida; Poales; Poaceae. Gene Ontology annotation, molecular function: calcium:proton antiporter activity. Bases 125 to 1468 code for a protein of 447 amino acids. The record is from RefSeq and is a predicted model, not a curated record. Gene Ontology annotation, cellular component: plant-type vacuole membrane.